GAGUGUCGUGGCCACUUGGUACUCCGAGAUGAACAGCGACAACAGAGAAAAACAAUCGUUGCUCAUCUUUUGCUCCUCUCAUAAGUUUUUGUCUCUUCUCGACAUUAUUUGCGUCAUCGAUGAUUAUGCGACCAUGCAUGGAGGAGCGUGGGAGGACCAAGUUUCGUCUGGAAAGCCCGAGACGCCUUCUAUAUAACUUCUCCAGAUGGAAUCAACCCCAACAACGUCGCCUCUCGGAAACCACGCUGGGGAGCCAACAAUCUCUUGAGCAAGAACUGUAAUUCUGUGGUUACCUUUGGCGGUGAUGAUGGGUGACGAGAGCGAGAUGAAUCAUGGACAGCAGGCCGAGAAAUUUCGAGUCUUUAACGGGAGAGAGCAAUUCCCGUCGUCGAACGUGCUCCACACGGUCACGGCGCUGCUGAUAUGGCUCGGCGCGAUCCACUUCGACGCCAUACUCGUGCUCUUCUCUCUCCUCUUCCUUCCUCUCUCCAAAGCCCUCCUAGUGGUUGGGUUGCUCGUGGCUUUUAUGGUGAUUCCCAUAGACGAUCAGAGCAAAGUGGGUCGGAAGUUGUCCAGGUACAUAUGUAAGCAUGCUUGCCGUUAUUUCCCGCUGACCCUGCACGUGGAGGAUAUGACAGCCUUUGAUCCUAGUCAGGCUUAUGUAUUCGGCUACGAACCUCAUUCGGUUCUGCCGAUUGGUGUCGUUGCGCUGGCUGACCUUACUGGGUUCAUGCCUCUCCACAAGAUAAAAGUCCUCGCCAGUACUGCCGUCUUCUACACACCAAUUGUGAGGCACAUCUGGACAUGGUUGGGUCUCACACCAGCAACGAGGAGAAAUUUUGCUUCCCUUUUGGAAGCCGGUUAUAGUUGUAUCAUCGUGCCUGGUGGCGUUCAGGAGACAUUUCUUAUGGAGCACGACUGCGAGAUUGCAUUCCUCAAAACUAGAAGAGGAUUCAUCCGCAUAGCAAUGGAGACGGGCCGACCUCUGGUUCCAGUUUUCUGCUACGGCCAAUCCCAUGUCUAUAAGUGGUGGAAGCCCAGCGGGAGGAUUUUCUUGCAAACGUCCAGGGCUAUCAAGUUCACCCCGAUUUUCUUUUGGGGAAUUCUUGGGACUCCUUUACCCUUCCAGCGGCCGAUGCACGUGGUGGUAGGGAAACCGAUUGAGUGCAAGAGGAACCCGAACCCCACCAUUGAAGAGGUAAAGGAAGUUCAGAGUCUGUUUGUUGAAGCUAUGAGAGAUCUUUUCGAGAGGCACAACGCGCGACUUGGGUAUCCUGAUCUUCAGCUGAAAGUUCUUUGAGCCGAUCGCAACCGGCAGCGCACUUUGUGGGGAUGCUUAUCAAGUCACCGUAGUAAGU
Molecule: messenger RNA, 1358 nt
Organism: Rhodamnia argentea
Lineage: Eukaryota; Viridiplantae; Streptophyta; Magnoliopsida; Myrtales; Myrtaceae
Product: diacylglycerol O-acyltransferase 2D-like
Exons: 9
Coding region: 305-1300 (331 amino acids)
Biological process (GO): triglyceride biosynthetic process
Cellular component (GO): endoplasmic reticulum membrane
Molecular function (GO): diacylglycerol O-acyltransferase activity
Source: RefSeq, a predicted model, not a curated record